AUGGCAGCACCCGGCACCUUCUCGGCUGCUUUUCAGGAGUACCUGCGGUACCUGGCACUGCAGGAYUUCCCCUGCAGCCUCGGCAGCUGGAACAAAUCCCGCCACGAUGCCCGCAGGAGCCCCCGGGCAGAGCCAGCGGGGCUGGAGGAGGCUGUGCUGCUGGGAGAGGAGAGCCCUGAGGCACGGCUGGAUCUGCUGAGAGAUGGGCACAGCCCCUGGGCACUGCCCCCCGACUGCAGCCCCCAGGACCGGCUCCUGCGGGAAGUGGCCGUGCUGGCACCUGAGCUCCUCCACGGCUCCAGAGUGUUCCAGGUUCUCAAGACCCUGCAGCUGGUUGACAAGGGAGUGGAAGAGGUGGAUGAGGGUCUGCUGAGGUUUCAGCAGCUGGAGGAGCUUUUCCUGAGUGCCAACUGCAUCAGCAGAGUAAGCUCAGCCCACCUGCCUCGGACUUUGAAGGUUCUGGUACUCAGCUGCAAUGCUUUGGGUGAUCUGCAGGACCUGUGUGUGCAGCCACCCCCAGGGCUCCAGCACCUGGGACUGGGGUACAACCGGCUGUGUGGCCCUUCCCAGGAAAAGCACCUCACUGUGGAUUUCUGGCCAAACCUCAUCUCCCUUGACCUGAGCUUUAACAGCCUGACAGAUCUGCUGGAGCUGGUGUCCCARCUAUCCACUCUGCCAAAACUCCGCAUCCUGGUGCUCCAGGGGAACCCACUGGCUCUCCUCCCUGCUUACAGAGGCUUCCUUGUGGACAGCCUGCCCAAGCUGUCCUACCUCGAUGGCAUCCAGAUAUGGCCUGACGAGAGGCUGCGCUUCCAYGGUUUGGCAAAUCAGCCAGAGCUGAUGAGUGAAGCACGAGUGGUUGUGAGCAUUGGGGAGAUGAAGGGACUCCCUGAUCCCAAAGCUUUUCAGCAGCAGGAGGUUGACUCUGAGGGUCCGGAGAUCACCUUCAGCUACUACGUGACCUAUGAGUUUGUGGAGGCAGAGGAGCUCAAGAACGGGGGCAGCCCUGAGGUAACAGAAGUCUACCAGAGUCCCCCAGUGGCCAUGCUGGAUGUGGACAGUUCUGCUCAGGACACAGGAGAAAUAAGGAACCAUCAGGAGCCCRCAGCCACAGAGGAGCCCAAGGCACACUCUGYAAAGGUGCUUGCCACCCCUGAACAGCCCUGGGCACCCACCAUCGACUGGAGCUACCAGAARGAAUACAUUGUCAAGGAUUUGGUGGGACUGAAGUCCUGCCUGGAGGCUGGAACAGUUGUUUCUGUUGUGGAGGAGAAGGUGCUCUCAUGGCCCUUGGAUGCUGAUGCAGAAGAAAACGCUGCCACAAAAAAGAAGGAAGGACAGGAGCUGAAGAAGAAYGGUGCCAAGAGGUCUGUSCCUGCAUCCAAGGACAAGCAGAAAAACAGGAGGAGGCAGCAGCGGGAUUCUGGUGAUUUCCGUGGUGAUCCUCCCRUUCUGAACGUUCGCCGUGAUCCUCCCAUUCGGAACAUCCUGGGCACCAGGAGGGUCGCCUUGGAGACCCUGCUGGCCACUGAGGACACGGUGACAGCUGUGUGUGACUUUGGGAUCCUGAUCCCCGAGAAACCACCAGAACCACCAGCGCUGGAGGAGAAGGAGGAGAAGGAAGAGAAGGAGGUGAAAAAAGGCAAAGAGAAGAGCAAAAAACCCAAAGCAGAGAAAGGAAGUCAGGCCAGCCGGAAAACCACGGCGUCUCCCAGAGGAAAAGCCAAAAAAAAGAGCUCAGCUGAAGUGGAGGAAAGUCAAGUGCCGGUGCCGCUGACGGUUCAAUUCCAGAUCCAGCUGCUUCGGUGGCCCUUGGCGGACAAUACCCAGAGCCAGGGGGACGAGACCAUAACAGUGGGGAAAUCAAAUGCCCGUAGCAGAACCGUGAGUAGGAAAUAAAAGGCACGGGAACGCUGCGUGGAGCCUGGUUUAGCCGAAUCGCCAGCGCUGGGAGAUGUCCCGGGGUGGUCUGGCGGAGGAAAUCCAGCGGGCACGGGCUGUAGGGUGGAUGUGCCGUGCCCCGAUGGACACGCUGCCCCGGUGCCAGCCCUUCGCAUCCUCUGCMGGCGGGCGGGGCACGGGAGCUGCGGGGCG
This is a messenger RNA of Malurus melanocephalus (red-backed fairy wren), 2094 nucleotides long. RefSeq names its product leucine rich repeat containing 43 (gene LRRC43). Bases 1 to 1899 code for a protein of 632 amino acids. Gene Ontology annotation, molecular function: protein binding. The transcript is spliced from 12 exons. The record is from RefSeq and is a predicted model, not a curated record. Lineage: Eukaryota; Metazoa; Chordata; Aves; Passeriformes; Maluridae.